UUAUGAAGCGCCGCCGGUUUUGAACCAUAUGGACAGUUUUCAGCGUUUAGAGUCCAAGCUCAAAACUUUAGUUGCUCGGUCUUCUGAAGUUCCAGAACAUGCUGCUUUGGUAAUUCUUGACGAAGCGAAGGACUUGUUAAAACGUCUUCUCGUCACUCUCCCAAGGAGCCCGAAGGAGAAGGUCGAGAUCGAAAGCGGCAAAUACUCUAUGCAGGGUCACUCAUCCGUAUUUAAUGUUGAAUUCAAGCAAGAAGUGCUUUUUCUUGCCGACCAGUUGGACUGCUCGGAGUUUUAUUGCGCCGAACUCUUAGGGCAUGUGCUACGUACUCAACCAAAUAGUCGAAUUUCUGGGCUUGCAGAGAAAGCCGUGAUGCUGCAUCACAGGGAACGCAUUGCUUCUAUACGUUGUCUCCAGCUUAUUCUCGAAACAGCGACACGCACCGAUAUCCCCAACCUAUCCAAUGUGGAAUUCAUCCGAGCUCUCGCACUGCAGCUCAUCCUGGCCCCCUUCAGUACGAAUGUGGAAGAAGGCCAAAUUAAUCUCGCUAGGAAGCUGCUCGCGGAGAUCGAUGAUCUUAUCCCGACGACCGAGGGCCCCAGAGGCCCGCUCCAGUCAGAAGGUGUUAAUUUGUCUUCUCCGCCCGUUAUCCAGGCCCAAAGAACUCGUUUCAUUCGCAUUAACCGUAAGGCUGCUAGCAUUCAGGAGCGAGCCUUGUGUGCACACGUCCUUUACCUAAUCGCUGCGUGCGGACAACUAGGCCCCACAGAUGUGACAUAUCUGGUCAAGUGGCUAUCCAGUGUGAAGGACUAUUCGCAAGGCAUUGUCUUCUAUGUUUUUGCCUGUGUGCUAGUUACCAUCAAUCCUUCCUCCACAGACGAAGAUGGGGCCCUCUCCGACAUAUAUACUAACAGCUCUUUGUUUGUCAACGUCCAUACUGCCCUCAAUGCCUCUUCAUGGGAGCUUCCUCACCUUCGAGCUUCCCUCUUGCUUCAAUGGUCAUUGUUUGUACUCGAGGUUCGAGGCAGGGAUCCGAAUCUCCUUGGAGAUUACGUUGUGGUCGAGGAUGAAGUGGGUACCAUUGCAAAGGAGGCCAUUCGUGGCGGCGCUUUUCAAGCCCUUAGGGAGUUUGUUCUGCGAUCCCAGGGUCCGGCAAAUCAUGCGGCCCUGAUGGAUCCGUUCGCUUUCGAUGGCUCUCGCGUCAUUGGCGUAUCGGAAUAUGGCAAUGACGGAGAGGUACAAGAUGAAGUCCUGGACCCUGACUUUAGAAUGUACUUUGUAGAGUGCAUUGAUCGCUUGGUCAUUGCACUCAUAACACGGAUGUCUCGUGUACUGCGCGAUAUCCGGAAACACGAAGAAGAUGUAUGGUUGUCCUGGGCACGCACUGGGAGGUCUGCUGUUAACUCCAGCAAUCCCUACGGGGCAUCUGCUUCCCCUGAUCCACCCCGACGAGACACAGAAGCUCUUUUUCGCCUUAUUGCCGCGAUCUAUGACCAUAUGCCGGCGGAUUCCGCAACCCGGUUUUGGACAGAGAGGGACGGCCUGAGAUUGACACCUUUCCUCAAGUGGGCUGCCGAAUCUCGGCAAGCCAAUACCAUUGGCGCUAUGUACGACAUGUUAGCGUCCCUUUCGCGGGGCUCAACCAGUGCCAUUUUCGCUUACAAUUUCCUCUCAACGGGCGGGAACGACUCAGCAGCUACCCCACAGACGUAUUCCUCGUCCAACUCCUGCUCCUGGUCCACAUUAUUUAUGGCCAUACACCAUUACGAGAAUCAGCUGUCUCACGGCCGAAUCCCACCAUCCGGCAUGACAGCGAUCUUUCCAGGGCACUCUAUAGGCGUGCAUUCCAGUUUUCACCAGUCUGAUUCCCCGAAAGUUUCAUUCCCACCGGAGGAAAUCGUGCUGUUGGGUUCCUUUCUCAAUUUGCUACGGAAUGUGGCCCGGUAUUCUGCGACGGCAAGGAUCGCGCUUCACGAAAACCAUGAUUAUCGAGUCGUCCAGUCUCUCUUCACUUUGGCUUCUCACCCCAUACCACUUGAACUGAAAGCUAUUUUAUUCAACACGCUUUCCGCAUUUAGCAGCCUUGACGCUGGCGCGAUUGGAAUUGACGUUGUGAAUCACAUGUGGAAUGUGUUGGAAAAAAUGGAGAUUAUUCCAGUCCGCCAAGGCGUCCAGGGCCCCAUGCUCGUGUCUCGAGUUGGAAGGGCUGCGGGGGGCGCGGUGAUAGAGCUGGAACAAGUUGAAUCUGUUGGAAAGACCUAUCCUGCCACAACAGCCUUAAUCCAGCUGCUGGAUUCUCUUAUUCAUGUCCCAACAAAGAAUGUCAUUUUGAAGGAAGAUUUUGGAACGGUUUUUCAAACAAUUCCCGACCAAUUGGGGUCGGGCUACCGUAUUCCUGGCCUUCGCCCGUACAUCGACUUCGUCGCCGAGAAAGUCUUUCUCAAAACCUUCGAACGUGAUUUCGCGGACCCCAACGAACGGUGGCAAAUGUUCAGUGCAUGUCUCGGCGUUUUUGAAAAAGCAUUGGCAGGAUUCGACCUCAGUAUUCUUUAUGACGAAGGCCUGUCAUCCUGGACCAAUCUUACACCCGCACACAAGGCAAAGGCCCUGACAACACUAGCCACACUUGUUAUCCAUCCCGGUUUCUCAGUCAUGAAAUGGAUUCUUACUGUCGGGAAAAUGCAAGAAAAUCUGCUUUAUUUGGUUGCUCAGGACUUCGAAGGGACACAUCUCCAACUGCGGCGAAAUAACGAGGUCGCCAGCUCAACCAUUCGCACGCUACGCGUUCUCUGGCGAGUCAUCCAUAUCCAAUCUAUGUUCAUUGAAGGCUUGGUGCCGAUAUUGAAUGAUGUUGGUGACUUGCCCAAUGUUGGAUCCGUCGGAUUUCCUGUAUCAACAAUCCAUUCCCUGGAGUUGACAAUGCUUCAGCAUCCUUCCAUUCCAUCGAAUAUUGCAAUGUUUGUCGCUUUGCCCGAGAGUGAAAUACCGUUUUUUGCCCUGAAAAUUCUGCGCACUCUGAGCAAUUCCCAGUAUUGCCGGCCUUUCUCGGCUGGGACUUAUCAAACAUUGGACCCCCUUGCAGCAGCGUUGCGGAACUCACAGAGACUUGACUUAAUCAUCCAAGGGUUUCGGCAUUGGCUCGAGGUAGACGCCGAAGACACUUCCAUCGAUGCUGAUGAAUUCGACCCCGGCUUGAGCAAGAUAGAACCAGAUCCGGCCUAUUCGCUAUCAGCCCUUAUACGAUCCACAGUACUCCGACUUCUGAUAGUCAAUACGAAAUCUACACGUCCAUCUCCUAACAUUGCUCAUGUGCUGCUCGGCUUGGACAACAGUUCUAACUCCGGUCAGGUGACGGACGACCAAAUCAGUGCCAUCGACGAGUCGGGAAUACUUCACUCUAUACUUACACUUUUGGGGCAAGGACUGUCGAAGGAUGAUGCAGUAAUUCGGCUUGCUCACUCUCAUCCCUCGUUUGCAGACCAAUGCUUCCAUCUUAUCAAUCAGUUAUGCGUGCAUCCGUAUACCUCUUCCUCUGUCGUUCGUCACUUGCGGCUUCGGGAGCAUUUCUUCCAGCGACAACUGCUUGCUACCCCAAUUAGGACGUCUCCCAGAUUUUCAGGAAACCUUGGAAUUGCACAUUAUGUCGAUGGGUUGCGGGUAUCAACAACAAGUGACGCCAUGUCAACCAGCUUACGCAUGACUGCUCACAUACUAGACGCAACCGCAAUGGAACUUCACAUGUUGACUGACACUCGGCAAAAGAGCAGAGCGGCCCAGUUAGUGGAAAUACUCCUUAACACUGCCAGUGUAGCCGAAGAGGAUCACUUCUUAGAAGGGGAGCUUGGGCUGGAUCAGUCUUCCUCACGAAUUCUGGGUCUUCUGGAAUCCAUUUCUGUGACAUGGGAAGAUGCUCUUGUUGACGACCAGUCCCCAAUUCCACUAUAUGAAAAUUGUGAUUUCAGCCGAUGCCUUCGUGUCGAUGAGGUGGGAUGCCAAGUUUACGAUCUUGCGCCUUUACUCGCGAUUGUUUCAAAAGUCAGGGGCCAACUACACGGGGCGGGGUCUCUCCAGCCGCUCUCCCUGGACCAGGUGAGGGCUGAGACUCGAACAGUCCUAAGGAGGGUCGCCAUCGAAAACCAUCGCCGGAGGGUGGAUCAUGCAAGGUGCCACGCAUACAUGGCGUGGUCGAGCUUGCUCAAUGUGACCCUUCUCAAGGCCUUCGACCACUUGCCUUCAGAUAGGGCAGAAAAGCUUCUUUACGAUAUCUUUCAGAGCCUUUCCGUAGCUCUAAAUUCGCCAAUAACACCUGAUUCGACAAUGGUAGCUCUAUCCUCGUCCCUGGUGCUCGUCCUUACGAAGCUGAGAGCCUUUAUUCGAAGGCGGUUACACUCGUUACAAGGGGAGAGCCAACUAUUUGCAUUGCCCAUUGAUCGCCUGCACACCUUCUUCAAGUCCGUCCUUCUGUCCCUGCUCCACAGAGGAACAUCCGAAGUGGUACGGGGGAAUUUAUACGCAGUCAUAAUACAAUAUUUGCAAUUCGCGUUGGACUUCUCGAAUCUUCAUGAACAAAGAUACCACGUUGAAAGUCUCUGUUCUAGGCAAUUUGGUCCGGACGUACGGAGCAGCCAUAGCCUUCUGGUGUCUGAUUUCCUCAAUGGGUGCCUAUCCAUCGUUAUCAAUAUGGUGGAUCGAUUACUUCAGUGUGCAUGCCGCGACGCAACUGAUGGGAGUGAAGUGUGGAAGGCUAUGGCAUUUGCCUUGUUAGAGGUCUUGGUUCGACUGUCCCAGAGAGCCCAGUCCCAGCAGAUAGAAGCCGCGUUGGCAAAAGACGGGCAUAUCUCGAAUUUUUUGCAAUCUCUCCUAAAUGGAAGUACGGAACUCCAGCAUUCACUCAUACCCAACGCCAGCUCCCUCAACGCAUUAUAUGUUUACGAGGCAAAGAUGUCCCUGCUCAUUCGAGUCGCUCAGACAACAUUUGGGGCUGCUAAACUUGUUGAGGCCCGACUCUACAAUUGUUUAAGUCAGUGCGAUUUCGUUCAUGCGAUGGCUGUUCAUGGAGGGGAAAUGGAGGCUCACAAUACCUUUCUUCCCUCCACUGCGGACCGACAUCGCCAAAUACUGGAGCCCAUGCUGCGCUUGGCGGUCAGCUGCCUGACGUCGUUGCCUCCAACGCCGUCUCUCAUCAAGCAGGCGACAAGUUAUUUUGUAUCUCACCGGGAAGUAAUCCUGGCUUUGUUAUCGUCGUUUCGUGAACCGUGGACUCUUGGUGAUUUCAGCCAACGUCACCUUGUUGUUACCCUUGCAGCCCUGUUGAACUCUCAGACAUCCCUGUCAGGCUUGUGGGACAUUAACGCCUUAAAACCCAUUCAUGUAACAAUCGUAUCGCUCGCUCGCGACUGCUUAAACUUGGCCAAAUGGGAUCCAGCAAUCGCUGUGCCGAGUGCUGGUGAACGAACAGGCCUUACUCAAAGUGCUGUUGGUUUUGGGGAAGAGGGUACUCUCUUCAGUCAGAGAAUUCGCAAUGCCACACUCCGACUUCAUCGUUGGCUGUCGCUCUACGUUAUUUACGCGCAAGACACGCUCGGACCCAUUUUUCGAGAGGGCUUUUCGCUCACGCUGAUCGAUGUCUUAUCUGCGCUGUCGUUUCUUACACAACAGCUUGACCGGUCACAAAGACAGAUGCAGGACAUCGACCUGAAAUUGCAAUCCAUUGAUCGUAUGGCUCCAUCUGAGGCUCUCGAGAUUCUUCAACAAUGCGGGCAAAUGUCCUCUGAUGCCCUCGAUGUCUUUCAACUCAGACAAUCCGCUUGGGCUGAACUACACCACGCUUGGCAAACAUGUGGGCAAUCCUUCUUGGAGUACCUCGCCUCCGUGGAGAUCCUGCUGUGGGUAAUGUGGAGGAACAUCACAUCCACUCCUUCGGAUGUGAGGGAGGGGCCCAAUGCAGUGCUGUCUGCCAGGGAUACUCUGCGUCCCAGCGAUGCUCGGGCUGGGGGCACGCUAGCCAAGGCGCUCGCGGCGGCCUUAACCAUCCUGAACAACAUUCCAUACAGUUACCUGUUAGGUGCUGAAAUUGGCGAGGCAAGAAAAUUGUAUAUGCAGUUGCUUAGUCGGCGUCUUCAGGAUAUGUUGGGCCGCGACGGGGAUUUGGAAAUCUUAUGAUAAUUUGCCACAGCAUAGUAUGAGAUCUCAUUUCACAAGGAUUUGACUUGAUUUUUGCAUCGAGUCAAUAUUAUUUGACUCGAAUUGGGAACCUCCCUGCCGCGGAAAGUCGAUGAUCCAUCUUAUGAUCGCCUCCACACACCUCUACAUGUACAUGGCUCCCACAACCCUCCAAAUGAUGUUGUUGUCCCCAUUAUAUUUAUGUCAUAAUACUGACCAUGCCAACACUA
Cantharellus anzutake is the source of this 6390-nucleotide messenger RNA. RefSeq names its product nucleoporin Nup186/Nup192/Nup205. Bases 29 to 6160 code for a protein of 2043 amino acids. Gene Ontology annotation, cellular component: nuclear pore inner ring; nuclear pore. Gene Ontology annotation, molecular function: structural constituent of nuclear pore. The record is from RefSeq and is a predicted model, not a curated record. Gene Ontology annotation, biological process: nuclear pore organization. The transcript has 13 exons. NCBI's taxonomy places the organism in Eukaryota, Fungi, Basidiomycota, Agaricomycetes, Cantharellales, Hydnaceae.